GUACUUCAGAGAAGAACUUGACAUGGAUGAAUAUGAAGAAACCAAAAAGGAAACUCUGGAGCAACUAAGUGAAUUUAAUGAUUCACUAAAGAAAAUUAUGUCUGGAAAUAUGACUUUGGUAGAUGAACUAAGUGGAAUGCAGUUGGCUAUUCAGGCAGCUAUCAGCCAGGCCUUUAAAACCCCAGAGGUCAUCAGAUUGUUUGCAAAGAAACAGCCAGGUCAGCUCCGGACAAGGUUAGCAGAGAUGGAUAGAGAUCUGAUGGUAGGAAAAUUGGAAAGAGACCUGUAUACUCAACAGAAAGUGGAGAUACUGACAGCUCUCAGGAAACUUGGAGAGAAGCUGACUGCAGAUGAUGAGGCCUUCUUGUCAGCAAAUGCAGGUGCUAUACUCAGCCAGUUUGAGAAAGUCUCUACAGACCUUGGUGAGUGCCCUCAUAUUUCUGAUCAUGGAGAACAUGGUUGAGAUAACAUGAUGACUUUUCUGGCUCAGCGCCCAUAGCUCGGUGAAUA
Molecule: messenger RNA, 510 nt
Organism: Otolemur garnettii (small-eared galago)
Lineage: Eukaryota; Metazoa; Chordata; Mammalia; Primates; Galagidae
Gene: LZIC
Product: leucine zipper and CTNNBIP1 domain containing
Exons: 4
Coding region: 23-463 (146 amino acids)
Biological process (GO): negative regulation of Wnt signaling pathway
Cellular component (GO): beta-catenin destruction complex; cytosol; nucleus
Molecular function (GO): beta-catenin binding
Source: RefSeq, a predicted model, not a curated record